Pyrus x bretschneideri (Chinese white pear) is the source of this 1533-nucleotide messenger RNA. RefSeq lists its product as uncharacterized. Lineage: Eukaryota; Viridiplantae; Streptophyta; Magnoliopsida; Rosales; Rosaceae. The record is from RefSeq and is a predicted model, not a curated record. Gene Ontology annotation, cellular component: membrane. Gene Ontology annotation, biological process: regulation of peptide transport.
AGGGAGGAGGAUCAACCAACCGAUCAGAUCUUUGAAAUUCCUCUGAUUUGUCCAUCUGGGUUUUGCUGGGUUUAUGAUGGAGUGGAGGUACAGAGCUGGGUUGUUCCUAAUUGCUGCUGUUGUUGUCAUUUGGGUCACCUCUGCAGAAGUUACCCAGGGUAUAUUUACGGACUAUAAGCAGCCAUUUGCAGUAACAUAUCUUGGAGCUUCUCUUAUGGUAGUUUACAUCCCAAUAGCAUUCAUUAAGGAUUGGUUGUGUAAUUUUCUAAAACGCCGCUCCUCUAAAAGUGGUAAAAAUGCAGAAAGCAGCAUGAAUGAGUUUUCUGCUGGAUUUAGUUCUACUCUAAAACUCAAUGGAGUGAAAGACUUUGAAUUGGAAAUUCAUGGGUCCUUGACCAGAAAAGACAGUGAUGCAGACCUUUCACCUCAUGCAGAAGAACAGGCUUUGGUUUCUAAAUACAAAGAUGAUUUAAAUGUGCUGAAACAUGAUAAAGAGGUUACUACGAGGCAAAUUGCUACUUAUGGGUUUUACAUUGCCCCUCUCUGGUUUAUUACGGAGUAUUUUUCAAAUGCUGCUCUCGCGCGUACAAGUGUUGCAAGUACAACAGUAUUAUCCUCGACAUCAGGACUCUUUACUCUUUUUGUAGGUGCAUUCUUGGGCGAAGAUUCUUUAAAUGUAGCAAAGGUGGUCGCUGUCUUUGUUAGCAUGGCUGGUGUAGCUAUGACAACUCUGGGCAAAACAUGGGCCACGGAUGAGUCACAACUGAGUGCCGCCAACGGGAAACGCUCUCUUGUUGGAGAUAUGUUUGGUCUUCUCUCAGCCAUGUCAUAUGGUCUAUUCACCGUUCUUCUUAAAAAGUUUGCGGGCGAAGGAGGAGAAAGGGUUGACGUGCAAAAGUUGUUUGGGUAUAUUGGAUUGUUUACACUUGUAUCGUUAUGGUGGCUUAUUUGGCCGUUGACAGCGUUGGGCAUUGAGCCCAAGUUUAUGAUUCCUCACUCUGCUAAAUUGGAAGAAGUUGUUAUUGCCAACGGCUUUAUUGGAAGUGUACUCUCCGACUACUUCUGGGCACUAUGUGUUGUGUGGACAACUCCACUCGUUGCCACCUUGGGCAUGUCGCUCACCAUCCCCCUUGCUAUGGUUGCUGACAUGUUCAUCCAUGGCCGUCAUUAUUCAGUAGUUUACAUACUUGGUUCUGCUCAGGUAUUUGCAGGAUUUGUAAUAGCUAACCUUUCGGAUUGGUGCUCGAAAAAGUUGGGAUUAUAGCAUUUUAUCGAAGACUGAUUUGUUGGGAAGCCUGAUUCUUUUAUGGGGCCGUUUUCUCUCUUCCGUUCUGAACGGACUUCAAGUUGUUGAGUUUACGAGCAGGAAAGUUUGUCUUCAAUAUGGGUCGGUUGGUUUGUGGAGAGGGAGAGAAGGCACUGAAUAUAAUUUUUUUUUAUCAUACCUGUUUUUUCACCAUCAUGGGCAAUGAGCGUGGAGCCCUGAAGUGUAAUAAACCAUUGUGGGUUCAAAGUAAAAUCUCAUUUCACGCA